Pestalotiopsis fici W106-1 is the source of this 1686-nucleotide messenger RNA. RefSeq lists its product as uncharacterized. Bases 1 to 1686 code for a protein of 561 amino acids. Gene Ontology annotation, biological process: transmembrane transport. The record is from RefSeq and is a predicted model, not a curated record. The transcript has 2 exons. Lineage: Eukaryota; Fungi; Ascomycota; Sordariomycetes; Amphisphaeriales; Sporocadaceae. Gene Ontology annotation, cellular component: fungal-type vacuole membrane. Gene Ontology annotation, molecular function: transmembrane transporter activity.
AUGUCUCUUCACCGAGUCUCUUCGCUCGAGACUUUUCUCAGCGUCUCCGAGGAUGGCUUCAGGUCGCGGCGUGGCUCAGAUGCGGAUAUCGGCGCGUCCGAGAGGGCUCGCAAGCUGACCUUUAAUCCGCUGCCGGAAUCGUGGGAUCCUACGCCUGCGGAAGACGAGCCGCAAAUCACUUCAGUGGGUGCUUUUGAAGUCCCCAGGUGGAAGAGGAUAGCGCAGCUCGUCGCCACCGUCUUCUACUGUCUCUUCUCCGCCGGUGUGGUCUUUGGCUAUGCGGCUCUGAAACCAGUCCUUAAGGAUGAGGGCGCCUAUCGGGAUGUCUGUCACGGCGACGAUACCUGCAUCGAAAUUCAUCUGAAUCUCAUGUUUACCGUGGCUGCCGUGGCCACCAACGUCGCCGCCCUGCCCAUUGGCGCCAUCCUCGACCGCUACGGUCCUCGCGUGUGCGGUUGUCUGGGCGCUGGAUUCCUCGCCGCGGGUGCCCUGGUUCUAUCUUUUGCCCAGGAUAUGCCCUUUGACGCCUUUCUCGUGGGCUAUCUCUUCCUCGCCCUGGGCGGACCCUUUAUCUACAUUUCGAGCUUUCAGCUCUCCAAUGCGUUUCCGCGUCAUUCGGGGCUGAUCCUAGCCCUGAUCACGGGCGCCUUUGACGCCUCGAGCGCCCUGUUCCUGGUCUACCGGCUCAUGUAUGAGGGCUCUGGCGGGUCUUUUGGCCAUCAUGAGUUCUUCUUGGCCUACCUGAUCGUGCCCGCCGUCAUUGUAGUGCUGCAGUUCACCCUGUUGCCGGCACAGUCAUACAAGACGGUCGGCGAGAUCAUUGAGGAUAUCGACCGGCAGGAUAACGACUCCCGCAUGGCUUCGUACGCGGAAGCCGUAGACGACCAGAUUGACGAGGAAACUGCCCUGCUCCGUGAGGAACGCCGCGAGCAGGCGCGCGAGCACCACGAGCACGUGGUCCACGAGAUUGAAGAACUGCUCGGGUCAGCCAAGGCCGACAAGCAGGUGCACCGCGAAGAGGUCAAGAACGAGAUCAGCGGUGUCUGGGGCGUCAUGCACAAUGCCACCAUCCGGGAGCAGAUCUCGUCGCUGUGGUUUUGGCUCAUUUGCCUCUUCACCGUGGUGCAAAUGACACGCAUCAACUACUUUGUCGCCACCAUCCGACCACAGUAUGAACACAUGUUUGGCUCGGAGAAGGCUGCCGAAAUAAACACCUUUUUCGAUGUCGCCCUGCCCCUCGGUGGUAUUGUCUCGAUUCCGUUCAUCGGAUUGAUCCUUGACCGGCUGAGUACCGUCACUGUGCUUGCGACGCUCGUGUCCGUUGCCACCACCAUUGGCGUGCUCGGGUGUCUGUCACUCGAGUGGGCCGCGUAUGCCGGCAUCAUUCUCUUUGUGCUGUACCGGCCGUUUUAUUACACGGCCGUAAGCGACUACAGCGCCAAGGUGUUUGGGUUCCGCACCUUUGGUACCGUCUAUGGUACCAUCAUCUGCCUGUCUGGCCUCUUCAACUUUAGUCAGAGCGGGCUCGACUAUCUCUUUCACAAGACGUUCCACAACGAUCCUGUCCCCGUCAACGUCAUGCUGCUGGGUCUUGGCCUGGCGGUUGGCGUCUUUUUGGUCGUGUUCGUGUGGUGGAAUGUUCGAAAGAUGAGGAGCAAAGCGCUGUCCAAUUAUGGAAGAAUUUGA